GCUACGUCAGAGGUGUCAGGAUAGGUUGCGCAGGAGACCUAGUUGCGAUGUUUGGCAGGUGCUGUUGCCUUCAGCCAGAGGAUGGGCAUGAGCAGGUCUUCCACACUGCCACGCCCAUGGAGUUUCCUCCGGCGGGCGAGCGCAAGUCCUUGCAAGUCCCUCCGGACUUCAGUAUCCGCAGCGUGGACUCCAGCGCGACCCCAGGUGCAGGCUACAUCAGUCUCAGCGAGGAGCAGAAGGCCAGAGAGAUGACCAAAUUGCAGCACAUGAUUCGCGACUUCGUCAUGGAGUUCCUCCAGGGCGUUUUCCUUGACGCCGUUCUGGAGGAUGGAACUUUGGUUCCCUGCAGAUGUGUCAUGGACAGCAAGCUCUCUGUACUCAUGCUGCAGGUUCACUCCACGACUCGCACGGUGGACUUGACCAGCAUCCAGGAGAUUUGCUCUGGAAAUGAGCUCAAGGACCUACAGGUGACAACACCCCUGGACGAGCACUGUGUUACCCUAGUCAUGGCGGACGACCGAUGUGUGUCUUUCAAGUUUCCCGACAAGCAGGGCCGCGAGCACUUUGCCACUUGCAUGAAGGUGCUGAGGCUGGCCUUGGACUGACGUGGGGACCCGCUGCUUCAAGAGCAGAAUCGAAAGGACGAAAUGAGUGUUUCUCAAAGCAGAGGUCCU
Messenger RNA from Effrenium voratum, 674 nucleotides. The record is from the annotation of a GenBank genome assembly. Lineage: Eukaryota; Dinophyceae; Suessiales; Symbiodiniaceae.